This is a messenger RNA of Penaeus vannamei (Pacific white shrimp), 1284 nucleotides long. NCBI's taxonomy places the organism in Eukaryota, Metazoa, Arthropoda, Malacostraca, Decapoda, Penaeidae. The record is from RefSeq and is a predicted model, not a curated record.
AUGCCCCUACCACUACCUCCUGCCCCUACACUACCCCUUGCCCUACCACUUUCCUCUGCCCCUACCACCACCCCCUGCCCCUACCACUACCCCCUGCCUACCCACUUCCCCCUGCCCCUACCACUACCCCUGCCCUACCACUACCCCUGUCCCUACUACAUCCCCAUUUGCCCCUACCAUUACCCCUUCCCUACAACUACCACCUGUCCCUACCACUACCCCCUUCCCCAUUUGCCCCUACCAACUUUACCCCUGUCCCCACUACAUCCCAUUACCCCUACCAUUACCCCUUGCCCCUUACCAUUUACACCUGUCCCUACCACUACCCCCUUGUCCCAUUGCCUUACCACUACUCCUCUGUCCCUUUACUACCCAUUGCCCUUACCACUACCCUUGCCCCUACACGACCCAUUGCCCUUACCACUACCCCUGCCCUUACUGCUGCCUACUGCCCCUACCACUAUCCCUGCCCCUAACCACUACCUCUUACCCAUUACCACUUACUCCCUGCCCCUUACCUCUACCCCCUUCCCCACCCUACUACCACCUGUCCCUACCACUACCCCUUCCCCAUUGCCGCCUACCACUACCCUGUCCCACUACAUCCCAUUGCCCCUACCAUCACCCCUUGCCCCUACCACUACCACCUGUCCCUACCACUACCCCCUGUCCCCACUACAUCCCAUUGCCCCUACCAUCACCCCUUGCCCCUACCACUACCCACCUGUCCCUUACCCACUACCCCCUCUCUACCACUACCCCCCUGAUCCCCACUACAUCCCAUGUGCCCCUAGGCCAUCACCCCUACCGCCCUACCACCUACCACCUGUCCCUACCACUACCCCCUGUCCCACUACAUCCAUGCCCUACCAUCACCCCUUGCCCCUACCACUAACCACCUGUCCCCUACCACUACCCCUUGCCACCACCCAUUGGCUACCAACCACUACCCCCUGUCCCCACUACAUCCCAUUGCCCCUACCAUCACCCCUUGCCCCUACCACUACCACCUUCCCCUACCACCUACCCCCCCUGUCCCCACUACACUCCCAUGCCCCUACCAUCACCCCUGCUUGCCCUACCUAUACCACCUGUCCCCUACCACUACCCCCUGUCCCCACUACAUUCCCAUUGCCCCUACCCAUCACCCCUUGCCUCACCACACCACUACCCAACCUGUCCCUUUACCACUACCCUCUCCUGUCCCCACUACAUUCCCAUUUGCCCUACCAUCCACCCCUUGCCCCUACCACCCUCACCCCUAGCUCACCCUCUACACACUAA